AUGCCGAGAAAAGACCGCGAUCAGAUUGAUGUUAUCUGCCUGGAAUGUCAUAGCCUGUACCUUGAUGGUUGGCGUUACCAUAUUGAGAGUAUCAAGGAUCAUUUUCUGAAAAAACAUUACACGAUGAUGAUGACGAACAAUCCUAAGCGUCAGUGGGAAAUUAUUCAUAAUAAUAUUGAGAUUAUUCCAAAAGGCUCUCAAUACGACUCGCUUUUCCAUGUUUCGGACUACAUCAUCGAUACUUUUCAUCAAGUUAUCUGGGGCCCAAGACUGCGCAUUUCCAUACGAUUCCGAUACAGAGGCAAGCACAGUGCUCACCCUGAGCCCAACUAUACAAUUCUUCCGAUUUCGGAACUAAAAUGGUCUCAAAAGCUCAAAAUGUUCAUUGACGCAGCCAUUUCGAAGACAAAAGAUGACAGAAAGAAGAGAAAAUUAAUAAAAACUAUGCGCGAUCGAAACCGUCAUGGAUAUGACGCCGAAGAGCAUCGAAAUCAACGACUUUACUCUGGGUGUGGAGCAUGUAAUGCUCGUGAGAAUCAAGAAGAACCGGCUCAACCUGAAGUCGAGUAUUUUUAA
Molecule: messenger RNA, 576 nt
Organism: Oikopleura dioica
Lineage: Eukaryota; Metazoa; Chordata; Appendicularia; Copelata; Oikopleuridae
Source: the annotation of a GenBank genome assembly